AACAUCACUCAAUGGCAUUUCCUUCGCAGCGCUAACAGUAAUGCUCCCGCACGGACAGCCGCUGAUCAAAGGCAACGCUGUUUAACGCGAGCAGAGCGCAUCCGGCGCAUCUGCGUGGAUGUCACGUAGCCAAGUUGAAUGCGUCGCGCAGCCUGACUUGAAGCAGGGCACGUUCUCCUGGCUAGAACGCUCCAAGUUAGAAGCCCGGCACUUCAUUAAUGACGUAGCUCUGACGUGCGGAUAAUACCUAAUGAGCAGAUUUGCCUUAUUUGUGUCUUCAGCCUAACUUUGGCUCGACCAGAGCGGACCGGGACCCCAGGAAUCAGCACCUCGGACAGAGACGCGCCGCGACGCUCGGCUUCGGAGCGACUGCGCAGAGAGCGCGCGCCCGCCGCAUCCGCCGCAUCCGCCGCGGCCAGGAUAUGCCGCGCUCCAGCCGCCGCUCAGCGCCGGGUCGCGAUGGGCUUUAGUUUAUCUGUUGCGUAACAAUAAGCAGAGAAAUGCCCUUGACAACAGUCUGCACGGAGUUGCAUUCAACAUGACGGCUGCGGACGAGAGGAGCGGGGGAAGACUCGGCGGCGAAACUUACGCAAGAACCCAGAACCUCCGCGCGUUCAACCGCCGCUAAAGCGUCUCCGCCGCGACACACGAGUGGAAGAGUUCCCCGCGCGACCAUGGGGACGAGGCACCUCCUGCUGCUGCUCAUCUACCUGGACCCGCUGGGCGCGCUGGGCGCCGCGACGGGCGCCAAGAAACCCAAGCAACUGCCCAGGAAAGCGCCCAAAGCCACCGCGGCGCCCACGGCCGUCCCGCCGCCGAAGACGCCGCCGCCGCCGCCGCCCGCCAGCAACCACGACACCUGCCGCGGCUACUACGACGUGAGCGGACAGUACGACAAGAUGUUCGAGUGCAACAACACGGACCACCGCUACUGCUGCGGGACGUGCUACCUGCGCUUCUGCUGCGAGUACAAGAAGGACCGGCUGGACCAGAAAGCCUGCAAUAACUACAACACGCCGACGUGGGUGCAGACGGCGGCGCCGUCCCCCAUCCCGACCGGCGACACGUACAACCCCAGCAUGGAUCAGACCAACACGGCGGUGUAUAUCACCAGCGGGAUCAUAGCCUUCAUCUUGGUGUUGGGGGUGUCGGCCAAAGUUGCGUAUGAUAAAGCCACGGAGCCGCCUCAGGAAAUGAACAUACACAGGGCCCUUGCAGACAUCCUGAGGCAGCAGGGGCCCAUCCCCAUAUCGCAGUACGACUGCGAGAACUUCGCGGCGAUGAACGGCUCCCCCAAAGACAACACGCCCGUCAGAUCCUCCUCCAAGAACCACUACACGCCCGUUCACGCCUCCAAAUCAAACCACGGUCUCCAUUACGGAAAAGAAAGCGUCCGGAGCAGCGGAGGCGCCGACCUUCACAACUUCAUCUCCUCUGGCUUCGUGACGCUGGGUCGAAGUCAUCAAAAAGGAGAAAAACAUUGGCCGGUCCGCUCCCAGAGCCACCAUGGUACCCAUCAGCACAACUAUAACCAUGUGGCUCUAGGUAGCCCCACACGCACACCUAAGAAUGCUCACCGAUCAUUGAGGCGUGACAACAAUCGGAUAAGCGGUAUCCUGACCUCGCAGACGGAGCCCUACGACCUGUCUUUCUCGCGCUCCUUCCAGAGCCUGUCGCACCUGCCGCCCUCCUACGAGGCGGCCGUCAAAGCCGACCUCAGCCGCUUCUCCUCCCUGAAGAAACUCACGGAUAAAGAAGUGGAAGACUACUACACUCGUAAGCGCCACCUGCCCGACCUGGCGGCAAGAGGCACUCUUCCCUUGCAUGUUCUCAAAAUGACUCAAGACCAGCACCGGGAACAGCCGCAGCACCAGAGUCAGCCCCCGCAGUCCUCCAUUUCCCAGGCACCUCCCCAGGCGCAGUCUUCUCAGCAACAGUCUCAGCAAAGGCAGAGGCCGCGGCGCGUUCAGAGAGCCAUGUCCCAGGACCGCGUUCUGUCCCCGAACAGGGCGCCGCCACAGGAUUACAGCAUUUCACCCAAUAGCAUUUCCCCGUACGGAGGCAGGAUCCUUUCCGAUGAACAGCUCCUGUCUGCCGAACGUCUACGAUCCCAGGAGCGCCUUCUCCCCAAAGACCGCCACACCUCCCAGGACCGCCUGUACUCCAAGGACUACAUGUACUCGAAAGACCGGCUACUGUCGCAGGAGCACCUCUACUCGAAAGACCGCCACUACUCCCAAGACCGCCUCUAUUCACAAGAGCGCCUGUACUCACAAGAUCGCCUCCUGUCCCAGGACCCCCUGCUGUCGCCAGACAAGCUGAUGCUGUCCCUGAAGCGCGGCAUGGUCAGCAGCGUCUCUGGCGGUUUCUACGGCAGCGACAAGUCCAUGUCGCGCGCCAUCUCGCACACCGAUGUGUUCAUACCGACCACGCCUCUAAUGGAUCGCUACAAGAUGACCAAAAUGCACUCCCAUCCCAGUGCCUCUAACAACGGCGGCGGCGGCGGUGGUGGAGGCGGGGCACAGGGGGCAGGAAACACUGGGCACUCCAACACUUUAGCCAUGAACCAGACAGCAACUAAGAGGCAGGCGUUCGCCUCCAGACGGACUCACACUGUGGAACAGCUUCACUACAUUCCACAGCACCACCAGCAGCAGCAGCAGCAGCAGCAACAGCCGCAGCACUACCGCACGGGCAGCAAGACUGAAGUGACUGUGUAGGAGAAGGGGACCCGCGGAAGGAAGCGCCGGCGUGCGUCUGGGGGGUUGUGGGGGGGUACGGAGAUACGUGGACGGUGGCCAUGUCGCCUCUGUUACCGUGGUUCCUGCAAAGUCAGAGAUCCCAAGACCAAGAACAUUCACUUACACUCGCCGAGAGACCGGAAAUAUGAGCUACACUGUACACCACACACAUGGGGCCGCGCUAGAUCUGAAGCCAGAGUCGACUGUGGAUGGGGGUCGUGGGGGAGUAGCCAGUAACUUGCCAACUAUUAUUUCCACUGUCUUGAUCACUCUAUUUAGCCACAGGCUGCGGCCUCGUUAUGUACAUGGUUUACUGAGAACACACGGAUAGCGUCUGUUUUUAGUUCAUCGGUCCCCUCCGUCCACCAGAUCUAUUCUGUGACCUUUUCUGGCAAAUCUUUAAGGGCUUUGCAUGGUUAAACACGAGAUUCCUCCAUGACGCCUGUCGUGCCACGCCACACGCGGUCAACUAGGACGACGCCUGUAGUAACUUUAUAAAUAUAUAAAUAAAAAGGAAGCAUCCAUUUGUACGCCCCGUCCUACUCUAGGCCAGAGAGCCUCGACGAGAGAAGCCGACACGGAUGUGACCAGCGCUUCUGAAGCGGUGCCUCCGACAGACGUCCCGUUUCCAAACACAAAGCGGUUUCGUGGGUUACAAAGCACAAUCAAUAAAAAUUGUUCUCUUCUGUUGUUUUUUUUUUUGGUUUUGGAGUUUAAAUAGUGAUGGUUUUGUUCGUCAAGCAAUGGCAGGUUUUCAUUUUGUUGCUUCAGUAGACGACUGUAAAUAAGCUAUUCUAGGGUCAGUACUAUGGACAAGUCUGUACUGGAUGGACUUUGUAUUAGACUGUCUGUUUUCAAUAGAUUCUUAAAAAAAACAACUAUAAAUCAUUACUGUUUCGUGAGUUCCGAAUAGAAGCCCACUUAACCAAGUAUUUGACAGGAUCAAUUAAUACUAUACUCUGUGUGUCUUUGCAACUGUGUGUAGGACGAGAAGUGGAUGAAUGUGUUGUUGAUAACAGAUAUACCACUGUUCAUAUUUGGAUGUAGACUGUGUUCCAUUGACUUCUGGGGAGUUAAACAUCAUGGAAAUGGAUUACAAUGCUUGUCAAAGUAGGAUUAAAUAAACUAUCCAUAUUUUUCUAAACAUU
Betta splendens (Siamese fighting fish) is the source of this 3889-nucleotide messenger RNA. Its product is annotated as protein shisa-6-like. The coding region runs from base 675 to 2720 and encodes 681 amino acids. Gene Ontology annotation, biological process: regulation of short-term neuronal synaptic plasticity; regulation of AMPA receptor activity. Gene Ontology annotation, cellular component: AMPA glutamate receptor complex; postsynaptic membrane; postsynaptic density. The transcript has 9 exons. Lineage: Eukaryota; Metazoa; Chordata; Actinopteri; Anabantiformes; Osphronemidae. The record is from RefSeq and is a predicted model, not a curated record.